AAAGCCACAACAACACAAACAAAAAUUCCUCUCUCUGAUCUCUGAAAAGUAAGAAUAAACAAAAGAUUUGGUGAAGAUGUUGCUGGGAAAGCUGGUGGAGGCGCUGUCGCCGACGAAGAAGAUAAAGGGGAGUGUGGUGCUGAUGAGGAAGAACGUUCUGGACUUCAAUGACUUCAAUGCCUCUAUCGUUGAUAACCUCACCGAUUUCCUUGGCCAGAAGGUGUCCUUAGAGCUCGUCAGCUCCGCUCAGGCUGAUCUAGGAAAUGGAUUGAAAGGAAAACGCAGCAAGGCAGCAUACUUGGACAACUGGGUGCUGAACAACACGCUUUUAGCCUCCGGCGAGUCGGCGUUCCAAAUUGAGUUCGAAUGGAGUGAAGAUUUUGGGGUUCCGGAAGCAUUCAUCAUCAAGAACAAUCAUCCCAAUGAGUUCUACCUCAAAACCCUAACCCUUGAAGAUGUUCCCAAUCAUGGCCAAGUCCAUUUCGCUUGCUUCUCCUGGGUUUAUCCCGCCAGUAAGUACAACUACGAGCGCAUCUUCUUUUCAAACCAGGCAUAUCUUCCAAGCCAAACACCUGCCCCGUUGAAGAAAUAUCGUGAGGAAGAAUUAGUGAACUUGAGAGGAACAGGAACUGGCGAGCUUAAGGAAUGGGACAGGGUGUACGACUAUGCCUACUACAAUGACUUGGGUGAUCCAGACAAAGGUGCAGAAUAUGCCCGGCAAAUCUUGGGUGGAAACUCAGAGUAUCCUUAUCCUCGACGAGGAAGGACAGGCAGAGCACCAACAAAAACUGAUCCUAAUUCUGAGAGCAGAAUUCCACUGAUUACAAGCUUGGACAUUUAUGUUCCGAGGGAUGAGAAAUUUGGACACCUGAAAUUGGCAGACUUUCUUACUUAUGCAUUGAAAUCUGUUGCUCAGUUCCUUCUCCCUGAAUUUGAGUCUCUGUUUGAUUCCACCCCGACUGAGUUUGACAGCUUUCAAGAUAUACUUAAUCUCUAUGAAGGAGGGAUCAAGCUGCCGCAAGGGCCUUUGCUUACGGCCAUCGCAGAUAACAUUCCCAUUGAGAUGCUUAAAGAACUUAUCCGAAGUGAUGGGGAGGGACUCUUUAAAUUCCCUACCCCACAGGUUAUCCAACAGGAUAAAACUGCAUGGAGAACGGAUGAAGAAUUUGGAAGAGAAAUGUUGGCUGGAGUGAACCCUGUCAUCAUCAGUCGCCUCCAAGAGUUCCCACCAAAAAGCAAACUGGACCCUACGGUUUAUGGCAACCAAACCAGUACAAUUACCAAAGAGCACAUCCAGCAAAACUUAGAUGGCCUUACAGUUGAGGAGGCGAUCGCGAAUAACCGGCUAUUCAUAUUGAACCACCAUGACACCCUUAUGCCAUAUUUGAGGCGCAUAAAUACAACAAAUAACAAGAUAUAUGCCUCAAGAACCCUGCUUUUGUUGAACACAGAUGGCACUUUGAAGCCUGUUGCAAUUGAGCUCAGCUUGCCUAAUCCACUUGGAGAUAAAUUUGGUGCUGAUAGCAAAGUGUACACACCAGCUGAACAAGGGGUUGAAAAAGGGUUGUGGGAAUUGGCUAAAGCUUAUGUUGCAGUGAAUGAUUCUGGUGUUCAUCAGCUGAUCAGCCACUGGUUGAACACACAUGCAGUAAUUGAGCCAUUUGUGAUAGCAACAAAUAGGCAACUGAGCGCGCUUCACCCAAUAUAUAAGCUUCUGCAUCCCCAUUUCCGUGACACAAUGACUAUCAAUGCCUUGGCUAGACAGAUCUUGAUUAAUGCUGGUGGAGUUCUUGAGAAAACAGUGUUUCCUGACAGAUAUGCAAUGGAAAUGUCUGCUGUAGUCUACAAGGACUGGGUUUUCCCUGAUCAAGCACUCCCAACUGAUCUUGUUAAGAGAGGUGUGGCUGUUGAGGACUCAAGUUCCCCAAACGGUGUUCGCUUACUAAUUCAAGACUAUCCAUAUGCUGUUGAUGGGCUAGAAAUAUGGUCGUCCAUCAAAACAUGGGUACAAGACUACUGCAAGAUCUAUUACAAAUCUGAUGACGUGGUUCAGAAAGAUACUGAACUGCAGGCCUGGUGGAAGGAGCUCAGAGAGCAAGGACAUGGCGAUUUGAAAGACAAGCCGUGGUGGCCAAAAAUGCAGACAGUCCAGGAGCUGAUCGACUCAUGUACCAUUAUUAUCUGGAUAGCCUCUGCUCUUCAUGCAGCAGUCAACUUUGGUCAAUACCCUUAUGCUGGUUACCUCCCUAACCGCCCUACAUUGAGCCGCAGAUUCAUGCCUGUGCCUGGAACAGAUGACUAUAAGGAGCUUGAGGCUGAUCCAGAUAAGGUUUUCCUCAAAACAAUCACUGCUCAGUUGCAGACUCUCCUUGGUGUUUCCCUUAUUGAAAUUCUGUCAAGGCAUGCUUCGGAUGAGGUGUACCUAGGGAAAAGAGAGUGCCCCGAGUGGACAAAGGACCAGGAAGCACUAGAUGCAUUUGCACGAUUUGGAACAAAGCUCGGUGAAAUCGAGGACAGCAUAAUGAAAAUGAACACUGAGGGAAAACUGAAAAACAGGACAGGGCCUGUGAAAGUGCCAUACACCCUACUCUUCCCUACAAGUGAAGCUGGUCUCACUGGCAAAGGCAUUCCCAACAGUGUUUCCAUCUAAAGCUUCUCAAUUGAGUGUGAUUUCAUUUGGAUGGUUGAUAUGUGUAGUGGUUUCGUAUGAAUAAAUCUCCCUCCCGAAACCGUGUAUGUUGGUGUGUGAUUCAUGUUAAUAAAUACCAUCCUCUGCAUUGUAAUUUGUAAUGUUGCAUGAGUGAAUAUAAAAAAUUCUCUUUCGUAAGGAAUAUCA
Messenger RNA from Ipomoea triloba (trilobed morning glory), 2836 nucleotides. Its product is annotated as probable linoleate 9S-lipoxygenase 5. Gene Ontology annotation, molecular function: metal ion binding; protein binding; oxidoreductase activity, acting on single donors with incorporation of molecular oxygen, incorporation of two atoms of oxygen. The record is from RefSeq and is a predicted model, not a curated record. Gene Ontology annotation, biological process: lipid oxidation. Lineage: Eukaryota; Viridiplantae; Streptophyta; Magnoliopsida; Solanales; Convolvulaceae. The coding region runs from base 77 to 2650 and encodes 857 amino acids. The transcript is spliced from 9 exons.